This is a messenger RNA of Psylliodes chrysocephalus, 979 nucleotides long. NCBI's taxonomy places the organism in Eukaryota, Metazoa, Arthropoda, Insecta, Coleoptera, Chrysomelidae. The record is from the annotation of a GenBank genome assembly.
AAUUACUAAAUAACUACGAUGGCAAGGCCAAAAUUACAAUUGGAUUUGGAAAAGAAGAUUUUCCUGUCACUUGUAUAAAAUGAUCAUCUAGUAAAUUACGUAAAUAUCUACAAAUCUUAAAAAAACAGCAUAAAUUAUUAAAAUAAAGCCUAUCUAACACUAUCAAGAUGCUACGCAGUGCUUUAGUGCCGUGCAAGGAAGUUUUAUCCACUUCAAAUGUUCUUAGAAACUUAUCGGCAGGAAUUUUUGGCAAUGUACAAUUACAGGAUACCCAGAAAAGAAAACAAUCUACACAACCUGUACCUGCUCACAAGCCUUACUCACCCUUUCAAGUAAGCAGAACUAAUAUUGGUGAAUAUGCUAUGGCAAGACUUGAUGAUCUCUUAAAUUGGGGGCGAAAGGGAUCUAUGUGGCCUCUUACUUUUGGUUUAGCGUGUUGUGCUGUAGAAAUGAUGCACAUUGCUGCUCCUAGAUAUGAUAUGGACAGGUAUGGUGUUGUAUUCAGAGCCUCACCACGUCAAGCAGAUGUGAUUAUUGUAGCUGGUACUUUAACUAAUAAAAUGGCUCCAGCAUUAAGAAAGGUAUAUGAUCAAAUGCCUGAACCCAGAUGGGUUAUCUCUAUGGGCAGCUGUGCCAAUGGUGGUGGAUAUUACCAUUAUUCAUACUCAGUUGUAAGGGGUUGUGAUAGAAUUGUUCCUGUAGAUAUUUAUGUACCAGGAUGUCCACCUACAGCUGAAGCUUUAUUAUAUGGAGUUUUGCAAUUGCAAAAGAAAGUCAAACGAAUGAACACGUUGCAAAUGUGGUAUAGAAAGUAAUAGAAUAUGUUAAUUAGAAAAUCCCUUAUAUUAAGUUAUAAUUUGAAAAGCUUUGUAAAUAAUUGUUUUUAUUCUAUAAUACUGUAAUAAAACAACAUGAUUAUUGUACCUUAAAACGUGUACUCAAUAGAAACGAAAUGAUAAAUAAAUAAUUAAGAUUAUAA